Molecule: messenger RNA, 3542 nt
Organism: Ochotona curzoniae (black-lipped pika)
Lineage: Eukaryota; Metazoa; Chordata; Mammalia; Lagomorpha; Ochotonidae
Gene: SERINC5
Product: serine incorporator 5
Exons: 12
Coding region: 1-1449 (482 amino acids)
Cellular component (GO): membrane
Source: RefSeq, a predicted model, not a curated record
AUGGACUUCAACAAGGUCACCAAGUGUAAUGGAGGGAUUCCACCUGCUGGCCAGGUGGGUGUUUCCAAGGAGAACUACGCCGAGAGCUGGCUGGCCUGCUGCUGCGGCUCCGCCGGCUGCUCCCUGUGCUGUGGCUGCUGCCCCAAGAUCCGCCAGUCCCGGAGCACGCGCUGCAUGUAUGCGCUCUACUUCAUCCUGGUCGCCGUGCUCUGCUGCGUCAUGAUGUCGCACACCGUGGCCAACGAGAUGCGGCGCCAUAUCCCCUUUUUUGAGGACAUCUGCAAGGGCAUCCGGGCCGGCGACAAGUGCGAGCUGCUGGUGGGGUACUCGGCGGUGUACCGCGUCUGCUUCGGCAUGGCCUGCUUCUUCUUCGUCUUCUGCCUCCUGACCUUGAAAAUCAACAAUAGCAAGAGCUGCCGGGCCCACAUUCACAAUGGCUUUUGGUUCUUCAAGCUCCUGCUGCUGGGGGCCAUGUGCUCGGGGGCCUUCUUCAUUCCGGACCAGGAGACCUUUCUCAAUGCCUGGCGCUAUGUUGGAGCCGUUGGAGCCUUCAUCUUCAUCUUCAUCCAGCUCCUCCUGAUCGUGGAGUUUGCACACAAGUGGAAUAAGAACUGGACCGCGGGCACAGCCAGCAACAAGCUGUGGUACGCCUCACUGGCCCUGGUGACUCUGAUCAUGUACUCUGUGGCCGCCGGAGGCUUGAUCCUGAUGGCGGUGUUCUACACGCAGAAGGACAGCUGCAUGGAAAACAAGAUCUUCCUGGGUGUCAACGGAGGCCUCUGCGUGCUCAUUUCCCUCGUAGCCAUCUCGCCCUGUGUGCAAAACCGACAGCCGCACUCGGGGCUGCUGCAGUCGGGCCUCAUCAGCUGCUACGUCACUUACCUCACCUUCUCGGCGCUGACCAGCAAGCCCGUGGAAGUCGUGCAAGACGUGCACGGGAAGAACAGGAGCAUCUGCGUCCCCGACUUCGGCCAGGACCUGUACAGGGACGAGAACCUGGUCACGGGCCUGGGCACCGCCCUGCUCAUCGGCUGCAUCCUGUACUCAUGCCUGACGUCCACAACAAGGUCCAGUUCUGACGCGCUGCAGGGCCGGUACGCGGCCCCCGAGCUGGAGGUGGCCCGCUGCUGCUUCUGCUUUGCUCCCGACGGGAAGGACACGGAGGAGGCUGGCAGCGUGAAGGAGGGUCCACGCGUCAUUUACGACGAGAAGAGGGGCACGGUGUACAGCUACUCCUUCUUCCACCUGGUCUUCCUGCUGGCCUCCCUCUACGUGAUGAUGACCGUCACCAGCUGGUUCAACUAUGAAAGCGCCAACAUCGAGACAUUCUUCAGCGGGAGCUGGUCCAUCUUCUGGGUCAAGAUGGCCUCGUGCUGGAUGUGUGUGCUGCUGUACCUGUGGACGCUCGUGGCCCCACUCUGCUGCCCCACACGGCAGUUCUCCGUGUGAGGGGCUGCACAGGACCCGCCCUCCAGAAAGUGGCCCUCUGCCCUGGUCUGAGCAGUGCCGGGCCCCCUGCGGAAAGCUCACUGUACCCAUGCCCACCACUCCCCCACUGGCUAGAAUGGGGCUGGGAAACCGCUCACAGAAAAGCACCUCCUGCUCAGCGCCUCACUUCCGAGGUUUUGAAAACAGUCUGUCCCCCAAGGGAAUCGAGACUGUCAGCCAAGCUGACCACACGUGACCCGCGCUUUCUCUGAAUGCCACCCCGGAGACGGCAUUCCGGGGAGCAUGUGGCUUUGGUGUAUUGCCACUCACCAGGGGUUAGCACCUAAGUGGAUGCUCUCUUAUCCUGGGGACAGAAAAACAUGCCCAAACAUCAUACCCCCGGCCCCCAGCCUCCUCUCAGACACACUGGCAUCCACAAAGGGCACAGGAGGCACCCUGUCCAUGGAUGACUGGCCCUGCCACCACGCAGCCUGUUCAGGCCCCCAAGUCUUUCCCUCGGAGGCUGGCGGUGGCCGACUGCUUUCAGCCGCUCCAGCCUCUGCCAGGGUCCCUCUGCUCCUGAAUGUUGAGCACUGCUGUGCUCAUAAAGAGAAGCACAGUGGUGCCACCACCACCCCUCAUGACAGUGGCGCUGCCAUCACCCCUCACGUCAUCUCCCCACGCUGCCCUCCCCCCAUGCUAUCACUCACAGGUCCGAACCUGCGUGGGUUGGUCCCAUGCUCAUUCCUGCUCCGUGUGUGUGUGUGUGUGUGUGUGUGUGUGUGUGUGUGUGAGACAGAGAGAUCGAGAGAGAGAGAGAGAGAGAGAGAGAGAGAGAAUGUGCAGACCCACUCGGCAUGAGUCAGAUGGCGUCCUGCUCGCACACUAGGUGAACCUGGUGCCUCAGUGAACUGGUGAGAGCCCCAGUUCCUGAACCAGGCGGAUAUGGGGGCCUGGGGACAUCGGCUAAGCAAGGGCAGGGUGGAGAUGUUCCCUUGUGUGUCCCCCUCCCCACGCUGCGGCCUGGAUCUCGCCCAGGUGCCCGAAACCAGCAGUGUCACAGCUCCAGGGUCCUCGCCUGGCCGUGUGACAUCCCUUGCUCUGCAGAAAGCCACUCAGGGAAACACAGAGGAAAGGUGGGUGCGGGUGGGCGCCCCUCACAGCUGCCCUCUUCAGCCUGCUGGGAGGCCUGGCGUCCAGCUGCUGUGGCCCGAGUUCUCUGCUGGAAAUACCAGCAGGUUAUCUUGGGUCACAGAUGUGGGUGGGUGGGCUGCCGGGUGUGGGACCCGAGAAGGGACAUCACAGGUCGUUUGUCCGAGGUCAGUCCUUGGGGUUCUGUGCUGUUGUGGUUGGAAAACAUGCCGAGUUUGUGCCAGGUGCCUGGAGUUGCCCUGAGAACAGCAUAUGGUGCACGGGCUGGUGACUGUUUAGAGUAACAAGCUAUUAUUGCCCUUUUGUACCUGAUGGCCUGGGCUUCCUGGGAGUGCCGGCCAGGCCCCUUUAGGGAGGAAAGCCACAAGUGGUGGGUUGUUAUGUUUCGGAGUUAGAGCUCCUGUCUGCCGAUCCACCCUCUUGGUGCUUCCUGCUGCCAGGCUGGGCUGGGGCUAGCCGCACCUAGGACGGGAGAGCUCAGUGCAGGCUCCCUGAGCUGGCAGGAAGCUGGCCAGAGCCAGGGGUGCCCCCCUCUGGCAUGGGACGGGGACAUGGUGACACCCCCUCCUGCUGGUGGUUUUAAGGGCUGUGUGUGUGUGUGUGUGUGUGUGUGUGUGUGUACGCUCUGUGCCAUUCAUCUGAGGGGGCGGAAUGUUCCCCCUCUGAGUCUCAACAAUGAAGAAAACACUAAGCUUGGGUCUGGGGCUCCUUCCUGCUCCCUGGCUGGGGGUGCAGACCAGCUCCUGUCAGAGCCUUCAGGAGGCCUGCUGUCCUGGCCUCCUUGAGCUUUGCUGUUGGUUUUCUGUCCUCGCAGUUUCUGGGGAGAUUGGCUGGAGGUGACCGGGCAGCAGCCUGGUGGUGGCUUGCUGUGCAGCAGGAGGCCAUGUGCGUGGGCCCUGGGCUGCCGCCUCGCAUGGGGAGUGGCUCAGGGGCAUUCCCGGUUCAUUUGGCCACCUCAGGGA